AGGGAGGAACUGCAAUCAGCCAGCCAGCGAGAGCGAGCGAGAGAGCACAGCAACUUGCACGCAAUCAGGGUUCAACAGGGGAUGUUGUUGUUUGUUCUUGAAGGCAGGCCCCUUCGCAAUCGCUUCCUCUAGCAGUUUCGCUGCUGUUGGUGUUCAUGGCGCUGCAGUUCUCAUCCCAAUUUCUUACCCACCCAUUCAAUUUUUCUUGUUUUCACCAGGAUUGAUGGCGUCAGCUCUGUUUCUUCUUGCUGCGUAUCAAGCUUCGUUUUGAUCCAUAGGCGUGAGUGGGAAGCCAUCGUUCCAUUGUUGAUCUGAGGUCCGGGGUCACUUUCAUGUUUAGUGUAGCAGGGUGACGAAAAUGGGCAUCAAUUGUAGUUGGGGUUGGGUUAGCUCGGCUGCUCAGUCGUCUUGUUACGGAUGUGUCGGGAAAGAAUUGCAUUAUUUGAACUGAAGCUGGGAGCACGAAACAACCCGCAUCAGAUGAUUAUGCGUUCAACAGCGGCCUGAAUUGUGGACGAGGUUCAACAGUGGCGCAAGGGUGGUAGAAUUGGUCGAAUUGUGGAGGUGGAACUAGGGUUUUAGGGGCAUUCCAAGAGAUGGCGAGGACCGUGGAGCCAGAUACUGCUCCGCCCACUGACACAUAUUUUCCUCUCAUAUUAGGGCCAACCAUAUUGGAACCGACCCCAACUCGGUUUUAUUCCUUGAGAUAUGAAUUCAAACCAGCCUCAAUUGAUACAGGCACUCCUGGCACACUCCACAAGAGUGUUGAGAACAAGGUCACCGUGGAAUUUUCGAAUAACCAGGUCGGGAAACCCAAAGUGGCUUUUCAAGGGAACAGUGAGGAUUGCAAAGACAUGGAUGCUGUCAUCUUCUUUGAUGGACAAAAUUUUCGACUGGAGCGGUUGCAUAAAGCUGUGAAGAGCCUUAGGCAUUUGAGGCAGGGUGAGACGGCUGCAGCUUUAGCUGGAAGUGCUGCAUCGGGGGCUGUUUCUCCCAUUCAUUCAAACGGGGGAUAUAACAAUGCAGAGAAGAAUGCCUUCAAAGCCCAUCAUGUCACAGAGACUAUCACAGAUGAGCCCGAUCCUGCUCCCAAGCCUGAAGUAGCUCCAGCACCAGCACCAAAGAAGCCUACAAAAAGGAAAGGAAGCUCUUCAAAAGCCUCCAAUAAGAGGAAUUCUCCUGCUGAUGUCAAGGAGGCAUCUCCCGAAAUAGAUAUCGAUGAUCUUGAGAUUCCUGAACCAGAACCAGAGCCUGAACCAGAGAGAGAACCGGAACCAGAGUCCAAGAAAGCUAGACAAGCACCUGCUUCAGUUGAGGAGGUUGAUGUCGUUGGGGACGAGGAGGAAGAGAUUGUGGAAGUGAUUGAGGAGCACAGCGAUUACGAGAUUGAAGAUGUGGAUGUAAGCGAGGACGAGGAAGCUGAUGGAGGUGGAAAGUCUGGAUCGGAUCCUGCCGCAUCACGAAGGGCUCAAUCAGCCACUGCAGCUGGUAAUAGAAGUUCCAGUGAAAGUGGUAGUAGUAGUAGUGACAGUGGUAGUGGUAGCAGCAGUAGUGAGAGUGGAAGUGACGACGAUGAAUCAGCAAGUUCAGGAGAUGACAUUUAGGGACAUAUUCUUUAAAUACUAGAUCUUGGUGCGCAUUUGCUCCAUACUUAGCUCUACACUGUUUAGGUCUCGCUGGAUUAUUCUGCAGGUCGAUCAGAGUUUUGAUACGUGAAGGUGGUGCUCCUUGAGUGGGUGUUUCUUAUAACUCGCCAGACAUGAUCAUGCCUGAAGAACCCCAUUGCUUCUACCAGUGUCAUGUGAACCUAGUACAUAAUUUUGUCAUAAUUAUGAGCUCUGAUUUGAGCUGUCUGUGUACGAGUACUCCCGGUUAUGGGAAAUGGUGGCAGUUGCCAUCGAUAUGAGAUUAUAAUACAAAAUUUUCCCCUAAAGGGUUAGCCUCUCUUUUCA
Messenger RNA from Physcomitrium patens, 1952 nucleotides. RefSeq lists its product as uncharacterized. Gene Ontology annotation, cellular component: super elongation complex. Gene Ontology annotation, biological process: transcription elongation by RNA polymerase II. The record is from RefSeq and is a predicted model, not a curated record. Gene Ontology annotation, molecular function: transcription elongation factor activity. NCBI's taxonomy places the organism in Eukaryota, Viridiplantae, Streptophyta, Bryopsida, Funariales, Funariaceae.